Messenger RNA from Helianthus annuus (common sunflower), 1397 nucleotides. RefSeq names its product VAN3-binding protein. Lineage: Eukaryota; Viridiplantae; Streptophyta; Magnoliopsida; Asterales; Asteraceae. The transcript is spliced from 9 exons. The record is from RefSeq and is a predicted model, not a curated record. The coding region runs from base 69 to 1277 and encodes 402 amino acids.
CAUCCCCUAAAUUCAGUAGUUUGUAAUCAUGAGGUCUGCCGCUCCCCAUAUAAACAAACCACCUCUUCAUGUUCAUUCUUGCAGUCACUACAAUUCUAAGAAUGUCCACAAGUAAGCUGGAAAACAUAGAGGAGGAAAAGCCAUGUCCAUGUCCAAGUCGAUUGCCGGAAACGCCAACCGAAUCUAUGGAGUUCCUUGGGAGGUCAUGGAGUGUUUCGUCUGUGGAACUCUCAAAAGCCAUUUCCCAUAAUUAUCUUCAACAUAAAAACCCAAACUUAUUCUGCUCACCCCAAGAUGAACCUCAACCAUCAGAAAAGGCAGAUACCCCUCCUAGAAAAAGUGAUGAAUUCAAGGAGUUAUAUCUAAUUCAUCACGCCCUCAACCAAGAUUUUGUGUCUAGCCAUCAAUUGCUCAGAAAUGGGCUUUACAGGAACAUAAUGAGAGGAAGGACAAUGGGUAGAUGGAUAAAAGAUCAGAAAGAAAGGAGAAAGCAUGAGGUGAGAACACACAUAGCUCAACUGCAUGCAGCAGUAUCGGUGGCAGGAGUUGCCGCUGCUGUGGCCGCUCUUACUGCCACAUCAGCAACAUCAUCAUUAGUCAAUGAUAAUAAUAACAGUAAUGAUAAGGAAGAAAAAGGGUGUUCAAAAGCAUCAAAUGCAAUAGCAUCAGCAGCAGCUCUAGUGGCAUCACAUUGCAUAGAGAUUGCAGAGGAUAUGGGAGCUGAUCAUGAGCAAAUAUUAUCAGCCAUCAAUUCUGCAACUACUGCAAGGACUAACGGAGACAUAAUGACCCUAACUGCAGGAGCUGCCACAGCGUUGAGAGGAGCUGCCACAUUAAGAGCAAGGCUGCAAAAGGGAGCUGAAACCAUGGCUUUGGGUGAGGAACAGGGGGAAGAAGGCAAAGAAUCGCACGUAUUGGCAACCUUGAAUUUUGUUUCUAAAGGGGGACAACUUUUAAAGCUUACCAGAAAAGGAGACCAUCACUGGAAGGAAGUUUCUUUCAAGGUCAACACAAAAUGGCAGGGGCAACAGGUGGUAGCAAAACUGAAAAGCAAGCAUAUCGCAGGAACUUUUACAAAGAAAAAGAAGUAUGUAGUCUCUGGCGUAUAUGUUGGAAGAGAGAUGGAUGAAGAGCGGCAGUAUUUCGGGAUAGAAACGUCUGAAAGAAUAAUACAAUUUGAAUGCACCACUAAAGAAGAAAAACAUAAAUGGAUAGAGGGCCUCCAGCAUUUGCUGAAUUGCAGAGCUAAUAUGGCAAGGUUUACACAGCAGCACUAAUCCCAAGUCACUGGGAAUUAAGAAUGUGUAGUGUCUUUUGGAUUUAUAUCUAUUGUGAUUGAUUGAUCGAUUGUGUUUAUCAAUAAGAGUGAGAGUGGAAUGAUUUAUCAGUUUAAGGAA